Messenger RNA from Schistocerca nitens (vagrant locust), 1072 nucleotides. RefSeq lists its product as uncharacterized. The record is from RefSeq and is a predicted model, not a curated record. The transcript has 10 exons. Bases 158 to 1072 code for a protein of 304 amino acids. NCBI's taxonomy places the organism in Eukaryota, Metazoa, Arthropoda, Insecta, Orthoptera, Acrididae.
UGACCACAGCAGCUGAUGACUGUAGAGUUUACUAGUUCGUGUCAUGCGUUUGUAUGGUAUUGUGUUGCGUUUUCUGUGUAAUAUGUAAGUGAUUUGAUGGUGGAGACAGGAAAUCACAGAAAGACACAUAUUGAGUGUGUGGAUUAGGAGAGCACUCAUGGACUCCAAGGGAACUAGUUGGCUGAAAAAAGAGAAGAUUGAAGUAUAUGCUGAACAAGGCUCCUUGUUUCCUGAAGAUCCGCUAAAGAUUGUAAUGACUAGUCUCCAUAUAAAGCAAGACUUAGAACUGAAACAGGAGGAUGGCAUUGAGCGUGACUUUCCUGAAGAUCCACUAAAGAUUGUAAUGACUAGUCUCCAUAUAAAGCAAGACUUAGAACUGAAACAGGAGGAUGGCAUUGAGCGUGACUUUCCUGAAGAUCCGCUAAAGAUUGUAAUGACUAGUCUCCAUAUAAAGCAAGACUUAGAACUGAAACAGGAGGAUGGCAUUGAGCGUGACUUUCCUGAAGAUCCGCUAAAGAUUGUAAUGACUAGUCUCCAUAUAAAGCAAGACUUAGAACUGAAACAGGAGGAUGGCAUUGAGCGUGACUGUCUUGAAGAUAACUUGGGAAUCUCUCAUCCAAAUGAUUUUAUCAAGGAGGAUCCUGAACAAAAUUUGGAGGUGGCAGCCUCAAUAAGAAAAACAUCUGAUAGUUUAAGAAAUAAAUUGAUCAUUGGUGGUUUUAAGAAUUUCUACCCAAAGCCUAAAGUGUCCUCCAAAACAAAGAAAAAUCCACAUGGAAAGAGUGAUUGGAAGUCACUGGAUGUUGCAACCGUGCAGGAUCUCAAGACGCAUUGCAUCGCAGUGCUGGUUGUGGCGCGCCUGGCACAGAGCAGCUGGAGUCACGGACCGACGCCGCCUGCAGAGGGAGACCAGCAGCCCACAGACGAGGAGGGUCGUGGCGGCGCCCUAGCGGUGGUUCGCAGCAUCACCUGGAUCUCUGGCUGGGGACUCUGCGGUGGUCUCGCGUGCCUCGUCGCUGCCGACUGCACCAACCCCUGCUCCGUGCAUGGUACGUACACCACUGAAGACUGA